UAAAGUGGCUGGUGUCUCUGUCUGGUGUAUAGAUAGUUGCUCCAAUACACGUCUAUGCGUUGGCUAUAUAGUACAGUCAUCGCAUAUAAGUCUGACCAGUCUUGUAACUCGCACAUAGUCCGUAGGCUUAUGGACGUUCGUGAGCGAGAGCUAAACAUUUUAAGCAAUAAUUAGUGUACACCUAGUUUGUGAGUGUAUAGUGCAUAUCCCUUCAAUGCAUCGUUACUUCUUCAGGCAUAUAUUCCGCUACCCAAAACGUGGGUAAUCAACGAACGAGGUAUUCUCGUUCAAACUGUCUGCAAUUGAGUUUCCAUUACACCUGUAUUAUGUGUGUAUAGUUCUAUGUCAAUAAUAGGACUGUAAAACGUUUGUUCUGCUGAAUGUUAUUUGAGGCAUCUUGUAUGCAUGAGUGCAUAAAUUUAUUGCUGAAUACUUAUUCACCUUAACCUCUAAAAUUGCCCAAAUUUGUUGAACUGUGCCGAGCAUAUCAUUCCAAAAGUGAGGUUAUACCAUACAGUUUCACAAAGCUUUAUAAUGCCUAAUAAGAAAUCGAACAAAUCUUUUUGGAGUGUUGGACGUGGAGGAGGAAGAUCUAAUAAAUCUCAUGAUGAAAAACGUUAUUCAGGAGAACAUGACGAUAGAAUGGGUCACUCCGUAGAAGGAUCCAAGUUUCUUCACAGCAAACCUAGAGUUUCAUUUAAAAAACAAAACUUCAAACCAGAUAAAUUUAGGAAUAAUUUUCUCAAAAAUAUUGAUGAGGAUGUUUUGAUGUCUGGUUCUAAUAACAAUGGGCGUCAACUUCAUAGAGGACGAGGCAAACAUUUUCCCAGAGGGAGAAAUAGUCCAUUACCUAGAAAUGAUCGUAGAAAUGGCAGAGUUCCAAAUACACAUGAAUCAACAGGCUGGUCAAGAAUUGAUAUUCCAUACGGAGAAAAUUACACAAAAGAUUUUGUGAUCAACAGUUUACACAGAUUUGUUGCUCCUUUAAUAUUUAAUCCACUAAUGUACAAAGCAGAAGGAAAAGAUGCACACUUUUAUGUGGAUGAUGGUAAUGUUGCUAAGAAAUUAAAAGAUUGCAAUGAAUACUUUGAAAGAAAUGGGCAUAAAAUGCAAGUUCGUGUCAAAACUGGAGUUGAGCCACCGGUAGUGCAGCUUAGUAAUGAGCUUGAAGAAAAAAUAAAACUGGUAUUGAAUAAACGAUUUAUUGCAAGCACAAUGGCCUUGGAUCUGUCAAAAUUUCAUCUAGACUCAGACUUAGUGCAAGAUUAUUUUUGUCCUCUUAAUAGACCUAUCAUGUUGGAACAUGUGAUGAGUGUUGUUGCAGAGUUUAAGCCAGAUUUACAAGCACUUAAUCUGGAUUCAAAUAAAUUAAACAAUCCAUCACAAAAAGGAUUUGGUUCAAUAUUAAACAAGUUUAAAAACUUGAAGAUUUUAUAUCUAGGUGAUAACAAGUUCAGGGAUAUACAUUUUUUGAAUAAUUUAAAAGAAUUACCUUUGGAAGAAUUACGACUUGAGGGAAAUCCAUUAUGCAACAAAUAUAAUAUUAAAGAAGAAUAUGAGAGUGAAGUUAGAAAAAUUUUUCCAAAGUUACUAAAAUUGGAUGGAGCACAGUUACCACCUCCGAUACUUUUUGAUGUAGAUGAUCAAAAACUUAAAUAUCCACCAACUAAUCAAGUUUUUGUAGUUAAUGAACAGGCUAAAGAAAUUGCUAAACAAUUCUUAGAGCUAUAUUUCAAAGUUUUUGACAGUGGAAAUCGUAGUCCAUUACUCGAUGCGUAUCAUGAAAAUGCUUUAUAUAGUAUGACUUCAAAUAUAUCCCAAGGUCCAAAUUACAAACAAUACAUUACUGAAAGUCGAAGUUUAAACAGAGUAUCAGAUUUAACUAAAAGAAGAAAAUUACUGAAAACAGGAAAAAUUUCUGUACUUUCCUCUAUUUGUGAAUUGCCACCUACAGAGCAUGAUUUAAACAGUUUCACGAUGGACGUGAAUUUUGUAACAGAAGCAAUGAUGAUUAUUACUGUUACUGGAUUAUAUAAAGAAUUAAUAGGAAAAAUUAGCAAAGAUAUUAUAAGAUUUUUUAAUCGUACAUGGAUCAUUGUCCCUCAAGGAACUGGAUUCUGCAUAGCUAAUGAAGAAUUACACAUAACUUAUGCAUCCGCACAACAAGAAAAAAAAUUUAUGAGCCAACCUGCAGCUGUUCAAUCACCUUCAUUAGCAGGUCCAUCUUCAACAGUUUCAGUUGAAAAUCAGGUUCCUUUAAGUGAAGAAGCAAAACAACAUAUGACAGUUGAACUUAGUGCGCAAACAAAUAUGAAUAUUGAAUGGAGUUUCAAGUGCUUACAAGAAGUAAACUGGAGUUUUCAAGCUGCUGUUGCAGCCUUUCAUGAGGCUUCAAGACAAGGCAAAAUACCUCAAGAAGCUUUUAAUAAAUAAGUUUUUGUGUAAUUUGAUAAUGUUUUUAUUACGAAAAAUUUCACGAACCUGUACAAUAACUAAUCAUUGCUGAAAUCAUUAGCUUCUUCAGAAUGUUUUAAUUUAAUAAUGAAUUUUUGAAAUAAUUGAUAAUUGAUGAUAGAUAUUAGUUGUUCAGAGAUUAUGUUCAUUAUAGCUAUUCUAAAGGAGAGAAAAAUAUCAUGGCUAUUUAACUUAUUUUUCGGAAACAAUAUUUCUGAAUUCAACUAAAUAAAAUGAUGAAUUAAAAAAAAAAUUAUUUAAAAAUUAUUUUUUAUAGAUUUAAAUAGCCAAAAUUUUUUAAUUUUGAACAGAUAAUAACAU
Trichogramma pretiosum is the source of this 2775-nucleotide messenger RNA. RefSeq names its product nuclear RNA export factor 1-like. Gene Ontology annotation, molecular function: RNA binding; protein binding. The coding region runs from base 535 to 2433 and encodes 632 amino acids. Gene Ontology annotation, biological process: poly(A)+ mRNA export from nucleus. The record is from RefSeq and is a predicted model, not a curated record. Gene Ontology annotation, cellular component: cytoplasm; nucleus. NCBI's taxonomy places the organism in Eukaryota, Metazoa, Arthropoda, Insecta, Hymenoptera, Trichogrammatidae. The transcript is spliced from 8 exons.